Molecule: messenger RNA, 372 nt
Organism: Spodoptera exigua (beet armyworm)
Lineage: Eukaryota; Metazoa; Arthropoda; Insecta; Lepidoptera; Noctuidae
Source: the annotation of a GenBank genome assembly
AUGGCGAAAAUGGCAUUUCAACACCAGGCUGGAACAGCUAUGGAGUGUCUUAGUAUACCUAUAACACUCCAGAAAGAAGCCGGUGUUGACUCAGAAGGAAGAGAAGUUAUGAAAUGUGGUUUUAAAAUUGGCGGUGGAAUUGACCAAGACUUUCGCAAAAGUCCACAGGGAUAUACAGAUAAUGGUAUAUAUGUGACUGAAGUGCAUGAAGGAAGCCCUGCUGCAAAAUCGGGAUUGAGAAUGCAUGACAAAAUACUGCAGUGCAACGGAUAUGACUUCACGAUGGUGACACAUAAAAAAGCAGUAAGCUAUAUAAAGAAACAUCCUAUCUUAAACCUAUUAGUUGCAAGAAAAGGUGUAACAUCUACAUAA